This is a messenger RNA of Heteronotia binoei (common prickly gecko), 2680 nucleotides long. It is a transcript of the gene BTBD9, whose product is annotated as BTB domain containing 9. The record is from RefSeq and is a predicted model, not a curated record. Gene Ontology annotation, molecular function: protein binding. The transcript has 11 exons. Lineage: Eukaryota; Metazoa; Chordata; Lepidosauria; Squamata; Gekkonidae. Gene Ontology annotation, biological process: adult locomotory behavior; circadian behavior; modulation of chemical synaptic transmission. Bases 141 to 1949 code for a protein of 602 amino acids.
AACACGCUGAGCAGCGGAGAACGCUGUUGCUAGGUGACGUCAUCGCGCAGGUAGACGCAUGAACGCGACAGCCGGCGGAGUGGGAGAGGGAUCGUGGGAGAGCGCUGGAGCCGGUGUAAGAUAUACUUUUCUCCUACAAGAUGAGUAAUAGUCACCCUCUCCGUCCUUACACAGCAGUUGGGGAAAUUGACCAUGUUCACAUUCUGUCUGAUCAUGUUGGUGUUCUGAUGAAUGGCGAGGAGUACAGUGAUGUUACCUUCAUAGUCGAAAAGAAACGUUUUCCUGCUCACAGAGUGAUUCUGGCAGCGAGAUGUCAGUAUUUCAGAGCACUGCUGUAUGGUGGAAUGCGUGAAUCUCAGCCUGAAGCAGAAAUUCCUCUCCAAGACACUACUGCAGAAGCCUUUACAAUGUUAUUAAAAUAUAUUUACACGGGUCGUGCCACAUUAAGAGAUGAGAAGGAGGAAGUCCUCUUAGACUUCUUGAGUUUGGCUCAUAAAUAUGGAUUCCCAGAAUUAGAAGAUUCCACCUCUGAAUAUCUUUGCACUAUUCUUAACAUUCAGAAUGUUUGCAUGACCUAUGACGUUGCGAGUCUCUACUCACUUCCCAAACUGACCUGUAUGUGCUGCAUGUUUAUGGACAGAAAUGCUCAAGAAGUGCUCGCUAGUGAGGGCUUUCUAUCACUUUCUAAGGCAGCUCUUCUCAGUAUUGUACUGCGAGAUUCAUUUGCAGCUCCCGAAAAGGAUAUUUUCCAAGCCUUAGUGAACUGGUGUAAACACAACCCCAAGGAAAAUCAUGCUGAAAUAAUGCAGGCAGUACGCUUGCCAUUGAUGAGCUUGACAGAGCUUUUAAAUGUUGUAAGGCCUUCUGGAUUGCUCUCACCUGAUGCGAUUUUGGAUGCCAUUAAAGUUCGAUCAGAAAGUCGGGACAUGGACCUCAACUAUAGGGGCAUGUUAAUACCUGGUGAGAACAUUGCCACUAUGAAAUAUGGAGCCCAAGUGGUUAAAGGGGAAUUGAAAUCUGCUUUGUUAGAUGGAGACACACAAAACUAUGAUUUGGAUCAUGGGUUUUCCCGGCAUCCCAUUGAUGACGACUGCCGUUCUGGUAUUGAAAUUAAAUUAGGUCAACCAUCAAUAAUUAACCACAUACGAAUACUGCUUUGGGACCGUGAUAGCAGAUCUUACUCUUAUUAUAUUGAAGUGUCUAUGGAUGAGCUGGACUGGAUUCGUGUAAUUGAUCACUCCAAAUAUCUUUGUCGGUCAUGGCAAAAACUGUAUUUUCCAGCCCGGGUCUGCAGGUAUAUCAGAAUAGUUGGAACACAUAACACAGUGAACAAAGUUUUCCAUAUUGUGGCUUUUGAGUGCAUGUUUACCAACAAAACUUUUACUCUUGAGAAAGGUCUCAUAGUUCCCACUGAGAAUGUUGCAACAGUUGCAGACUGUGCCAGUGUGAUUGAGGGUGUAAGCCGAAGUCGCAAUGCCUUGUUGAAUGGCGACACAAAGAAUUAUGAUUGGGAUUCUGGGUAUACAUGCCAUCAGCUAGGCAGCGGUGCAAUCGUAGUACAGCUGGCACAACCUUACAUGAUUGGAUCAAUUCGGUUACUUCUCUGGGAUUGUGAUGACAGAAGUUACAGCUACUACAUUGAAGUUUCUACUAACCAGCAGCAGUGGACCAUGGUGGCAGACAGGACAAAGGUUUCCUGCAAAUCUUGGCAAGUUAUAAGUUUUGACAGACAACCAGCAUCUUUUAUCAGAAUCGUUGGAACUCACAACACAGCUAAUGAGGUGUUCCACUGUGUUCAUUUUGAGUGUCCAGCCCAAACUGCUGCCCACAAGGAAGAAGCUAGUGAAGAUGACGUGGGCACAGGUGGACAGCAGCUGGCAUCCCGUUCAUCUCGAGCAUCAAGCACCAGUUCUGUGCACUUCCUCCCAGGAACCAUCUCACACUCCUAGGCUUACCAACUAUAAAAGAGAGAAGAGCAUUUGCAACCCCAGUGCCAUGAUAAAACUGUUCACCACUUCACUGUUGGACACCUUAGGUCUCUGAGUGGACACAGGGGACUAUGCCUAGAAGCUGCAGAUAUUCAAAUGGAAAAGGCUUUUGAGAGACACAGUGGAGCUGCUCCAUUCUUUUGGUGUAGUUCAAAUCACGAUGUUCUUUUUUGGGGGGCGGGGGGGAUAGGCAUUCAGUUUUUCCCACUUUUCCUGUUUACACCCUACCUCUAUAAACCUAAUUAAGGCAGAGAGAAAAAAGUGAAGCCAAACUGUAAUACAAAUAUGCCAUAUGAACAGUAUCAGAAAAUUUGUUUAUAGAAGGCACUUGCUAGGCAAUAGAUCUUCACUCAGAGGGUGUAUGGAAAAUGUGUUGACAGACAUCUGGUUAUUUUAAUUAUUUAAUUUAUUUUUGAGCCACAUUUCUUUGUACAGUUUAAGCCAUUUUUAGUUUGUGUAUUCAGUUGCUUGCUCCCCUCCCCCAGUUUUUGUUUAAACAUUUCCUUGCUUAUCAUGCUACAUCAGGCAGAUCUGCUUGAUAAGAGGCAGGUAUACAAUAAUCAAUCCAAAGAUGCUGAACUGUAAUUCUGCUUUACAUGACUUACAGAAUGGUCAGUCGCUUUACUAAACUGAUUGCCAGGUUCUUAAACUAGGCAACAAAUGUUGGAAGUGAUUAAAUCAUGAUUUAAUUU